Molecule: messenger RNA, 267 nt
Organism: Spirometra erinaceieuropaei
Lineage: Eukaryota; Metazoa; Platyhelminthes; Cestoda; Diphyllobothriidea; Diphyllobothriidae
Source: the annotation of a GenBank genome assembly
AUGAACAUUCAGUGCACAGAGCGGUCUCGUCAGAUCCAAAGCAACAACAGCCUGACAAGUCAAAUUGCUGUCUCCGCAAACGCCCUCGUCGCAACAUUACCGUCGCCGCCGCCGCCGCCGCCGCCACCACCAGCAGCACCACCACCACCACCACCACCACCACCACCACCACCACCACCACCACCACCACCACCACCACCACCACCGUCGCCGACGUCGACCACCACCUCUAACAUCCCUGUCACAACGCUGCGACAACGUCAGUGA